UUGAGAGUGAAACGUAUACUGUUGGGCUAAUAUCAUCUUUAAAUUUACCCCCCUUGGUUCCCUGUGAUUGCUGUGUUUCAUUAUGGACAUGGGAGAAAAGCUAAAGGAGCUCAACAUGACAGGGGAUGAAAUGAAGAGAUUGACAAAGGCGUUUAAAGAUGAGAAAUUCAGGGCGAUGCUCAAUGAUUACGCCCGCGAGAUAGCAGAUCCAGAGAAUAGGAGGCUCUACGAGGAGGAGAUUGCUAUUCUGGAGCAGCAGAGGGGAAACAACAUUGAGUUCAUCCACCCCAAGCCUUUCAGGGCCCUGAGGACCAGUGUGAACCACAAGCAGAAGUGCUACAUCAACAUCUGCGCCAAUGACAAAGUUGGGAAGCCUGAGUGUAAGUGGGGGGUGUCCGAGGAUGGUCGCAGAGGGCAGUGCUGGUCAUUGCCUCACAAUCUGCAUCCAGGGAGGCAAGACACCGAUCCAAAAGGGAACAAAAUCAUGAUCUAUGAUGUUAUUUUCCACCCUGACACCCUCCACAUAGCAAACAAAAAGGCAGAAUUCAUGGAAAUGGUGAGCAGCACGGCCAUUCAGGGAAUCCAGGAUGCCUUUAAGGUGACGCUGGACAAAAACAACGUGAGGGAGAUGAACACAAAGUACAAGGGCAUGCCUCAGCCUUGUGUCAUCCGUAAACCCAUCCCUGGAUAUACAGCCAAGCCUCCUGAAGAUCACCCACUCGCCUUCCCUUACCCAGAUGAAAAAAAAAAAAAAAUCAGCCCUGAUCCCAGACCCAAGAGCUUCAAAAUCAAGAACGAAAAAACCAAAAUACCCACUGAGCCAAGCUAUACUGUGAAAUACCGAUCAUUCAUUGACCUGCAGGACUUCAGAUGCUCCAGAGACUCCGGAAAGAGCCCCAGGCCCAAAGAGAUUGUCGUCACUAUCGACGUACCGCUGCUGAAGUCAGUAGCAGAUGCCAGCCUGGAAGUGAAGGAGAAAACUCUGCUGCUGGAGUCCGAGACACCCGCCUACAGGCUGGAGAUGCUUCUGUCCUACCCAGUGGACGAGCAGAGAGGAGACGCCAAGUUCAGCAAGCAGAGGGGCCAACUGACAGUCACGCUACCCGUCCUUCCCUCCAAUGAGGCGAUGGAGCUCUGUUGGAGUAAUGACGGGAUGGAAGGUGGCACAGAGGAGCAGGAGAUGGAAGCUGAAAAAAGUCAAGUGCUGGAAGAGGAGGUGAUAAAAGGCCGGGAUGGCGUUGAAGGUGAGCAGCCUGUGAUGGGUGAUCAGAAAGAAGAUAUUGGUGAGGAGAAGCAGUUGAACGAGAAGGGAACAUAUGAAGAACUAGAGGAGGAACAAGGAGUUGAGGAAAAGAGAAGAGAGGACAUACAGGAAAAUGGAGAACAGAAUGUACUUUACAUUAAAGAAAGUCUGGUCAACCUCAAUGAAAAUAAAAGCAAGAAUCCAAUGAGAAAAGAAGAUGCACUACAGAGAAUUGAUUUAAAUCAAGAAAACCCAGCAAGUCUUCAUCUGCUCCAGAUCACGCCUGUUCUCACCACUGAACCUUCUAGUGUUGUAGAAGAUGCACAUGUGAACUCGUAUUCAGACUCAAGCCACCAAGUGAAGGACGCCGAUACGCAAGAAGCAGCAAAGGCAGGAGAGAAGAUGAAAAAAGAUCAGGGUGAGGAACUUGAGAUAGGUGAUCAGGAAAAAAUAGACAUUAGUGAGGAAGAGCAGCUGACAGAGAAGGUAACAUGCGAAGAACUUGUUGAGGAGGAACAAAUCAUUGAAGAAAAGAGGAGGGAGGUGGAGGAGGACAUACAGGAAGCUGGAGAACAUGAUGUACUUCACAUUCAAGAAAGUCAGGUCAAAUUCAAUGAAAAUGAAAAUAUAGAUCCUGUGAGGGAAAAGGAGCAGUUGACAGGGAAAAGAACAUGCAAAGAACAUGUGGCGGAAGAACAAGGAGUUGGAGAAAAGAGAGGGGAGGAGGAUGACACACAGGAAACUGGAGAACGGGAUGCACUGUGCAUUCAAGAAAAUAAAAGAAAGGAUCAAGUGAGGGAAGAAGAUGCACCACAGAGAAUGGACUCCGAUAAAGAAAACCCAGCAUGUGUUGAUCUGCUGCAAAUUUCACCUGCGCGGGAAAAUGCACAUGUGGAUGCAUAUUUAGACUCAAGCGCCCAAGUGAAGAACGUUCGUAUGAAAGAAGCUGCGGAGACAGAAGAGAAGGAUGUUAAGAUGGAAAUAGAUACAUUACAGGAGGAUGAACUAUCUGGUGAAGCUCCCCAUACAGAAACAAGCUUGAAAAACAUCAACGCAACAAGUGAGACACAAGAGGAAGCUUUUUACACAGAAGGAGAUGACAAAGUGAGCCACAUACCUGAGGAACGCACCCCUCUCUCAACUAAGGAUGAUGUGAGGAUGGAGGAAGAGGAGCAGGACCUGCCAGAAAAGCGGAACAUGCAAAAACCGGAACCAGACAAGAAGCCGCCGCCCGUUUUACUCAGGGAAAUCGACGAAGAUGGAAAUGUGACCGUGUUCAGCGAUCACGCCACAUCAGCGGGAUUCCUCUUCCAGAACUCCCUCAUGUACGAACUUGACUGAGACUGUAGAGUUGUUUGUUUAAUGAAUACCUGUCUGACUGUCAAUUCAACACAGAGUUGUACAGUUUUCCACUGUUGUAUCGCAGUUCGUCAUUCGCACUCCGGCUAUAUCGCAGAUUUUUUAAUAGUACUUAUGAACAUUCACCGUACAAACAUUUUGGGCAUGCAAACACUUCUGUGUUAGUUAGUAAACUUUUUUUUUUUUUUUAAUAUUUCUGCAAGUUUCAAUUAAGAGUUGCGCACCCUCGGUGUCGUGCCGCGCCGCAUUGUGCCGCCACAUGCCAGUCAGUAGACAGGUCUACUGGAAGAGGUGAAGGUUCGUUAAAGAGCAAGAGGCAGAGAAGGUCCCAACCUAUCCUUCAUUAAUAUAGAAUAUGUUUUUGAGUAUUGUUGUAUGCUCUGUUUGUAUGUAUUGCUGCUCCAUGUGUGUUAAAGUAGCAGUUGUUCAAAGGUAUAUGGUUGGAUUGAAUAUUUUGGUGUUUUACUAUAAAAUGUUUCUCUUUUGUCUUACAGUGGAUACAAAGUCUACACAUCUCUGUUCAAAUGCCAGGUUUCUGUGAUUGAAAAAAAAUUAGACCAAGAUAAAUAAUUGCAAAACUUUUCCCACCUCCCAUAGAAACGGGCUUCUGCCAAAUAAAUAUAAGAAAUAUAUAUAUAAUUAUUUAUUGUUAUAAAUGUAACAAAUAUUUGAAGCAUGCACACUUUGCACGUAAAAAAAUAUUUUUGUUGUUGUCCCUGUAUCACAGAUUAUAUCACCCAGAUUAUAUCACCUGUCUGUAACGUAUCCCCCACGAUAAACGGGCUCACUCUAAAGGCUGAAAUGACAGCUCAGAUUGUGGAGGUGUGCCUA
Messenger RNA from Phycodurus eques (leafy seadragon), 3433 nucleotides. RefSeq names its product dynein axonemal assembly factor 2 (gene dnaaf2). NCBI's taxonomy places the organism in Eukaryota, Metazoa, Chordata, Actinopteri, Syngnathiformes, Syngnathidae. The transcript has 2 exons. Gene Ontology annotation, cellular component: cytoplasm. The coding region runs from base 83 to 2584 and encodes 833 amino acids. The record is from RefSeq and is a predicted model, not a curated record. Gene Ontology annotation, biological process: axonemal dynein complex assembly.